Acaulospora morrowiae is the source of this 201-nucleotide messenger RNA. NCBI's taxonomy places the organism in Eukaryota, Fungi, Glomeromycota, Glomeromycetes, Diversisporales, Acaulosporaceae. The record is from the annotation of a GenBank genome assembly.
AUGUAUUCAAGAUUUAAGGGUGAGGAAGGUGUUCUGGAGGGAUUGAAGGAUGUUGACGGUGUCACCAAAGCAAAACGCAACACUGGCGUAGUGACACCGAAGAAUCCUAGCAACCUUCUAAUUGCCAAAGAGUCCACAUUGCCUUCGCUGACUCCUCAAGAAUCAUCCGCAUCAUUCCUGCGUAAUUUUCAUCAUCAGUAA